AUGGACCACCUUCAAUACCUUGGCCUCAAGCCUUCGAAGCUCAAUCUGACCGGCAUCGAUGGCAACUCUGCCCCAGGAGGCCAAACCUUCGUGGGUAGAAGACAAGUCGAUACACUGUUCACAUACAGCGUCGUCCUAGACUAUACUCCUAAAGCAGCACAAGAAGAAGCAGGCAUCACACUGUUCUUAACACAGAACCACCACGUUCGCCUUGGCUUAACUCUACUCCCAACAUCUGACACUGCGUCCGCCCUCACACCACACUUGCGCUUCACCACGGAGCCAUACUCGUCGGCGGCACCUCCCUUCAGCAUCCCAAUGCCUGCUGAACUCCAUGACGCACGUCUAGUCAUGGAAAUCAAAGCUGUCAACGAAACACACUUCUCCUUUGCAGUUGGACGCACUGAAAGCAAAGACCUCGCCGUGCUGGCGCACGCACCUGGUGAGAUCGUGAGCUGGGGCUUCACAGGUACGCUGAUUGGUGUAUAUGCGACGAGCAAUGGAGGUAAUGGGACAGAAACGGCGUACGUGAGUAAAUGGACAUAUAAGGGGGAAGGGCAGAUCAGGGGGUAA
Messenger RNA from Didymosphaeria variabile, 573 nucleotides. RefSeq lists its product as uncharacterized. The coding region runs from base 1 to 573 and encodes 190 amino acids. NCBI's taxonomy places the organism in Eukaryota, Fungi, Ascomycota, Dothideomycetes, Pleosporales, Didymosphaeriaceae. The record is from RefSeq and is a predicted model, not a curated record. The transcript is spliced from 2 exons.